AUGUUCCCCCUGUACCUUAUAAAGACCAUGAUGAUUGGUAUUUGCGAUGGCCUUAUUGCUCUUCUUUCUUUUGAUAUUCCAAUGUCUCAUCGAGAUAUAAAGCCUGGGAAUGUUCUUUUGUUUGAAGAAAUGAGACCAGUUUUAAUGGAUUUUGGCUCUGCUACUCCCUCCAUUCUUCCUAUUGAGAGCAUUAGAGAUGCAGAAAAAUGGAAGGAGUUUGCUGAGGAAAACUGUUCACUAACUUAUCGGGCUCCAGAGUUGUUUAAUCCAAUAACUUACGAAACCAUAACCGAGAAAGCUGAUGUUUGGUCCCUAGGAUGUCUAUUUUAUGCUCUGAUUUUUUUCAAAUCCCCAAUGGAUUUCGUUCAUGCGCGGGGUGAUAGCGUUGCUCUUGCUGCUUGUUCAGCUAAUAUAUAUUUCCCAAUAGAUUCGUGUUCAAAAGUUCCACUAGAAUUGAUAAAGUUAAUGAAAGCAAUGCUAUCCGCUAAUCCUCAAGAUCGUCCCUCACUUACUCAAAUUGUGGAGUCCUUCAAAAACCUACCUGAAGAAAUCAUGUAUUGUAACAACCAAAGUGCAAUAACUUAUUCUUUGUAA
Schistosoma mattheei is the source of this 594-nucleotide messenger RNA. The record is from the annotation of a GenBank genome assembly. NCBI's taxonomy places the organism in Eukaryota, Metazoa, Platyhelminthes, Trematoda, Strigeidida, Schistosomatidae.